Coregonus sp. 'balchen' is the source of this 13726-nucleotide messenger RNA. The record is from the annotation of a GenBank genome assembly. Lineage: Eukaryota; Metazoa; Chordata; Actinopteri; Salmoniformes; Salmonidae.
AGGAAUAUGAUUAAGUCCUUCUACACAUCUAGCCUUUUGUUAGAUGUCCUGUCAGUUUUCGGCGAGUUAUCGGAGGAGGUAAGUCAUCAAUUAGGAAUACCCUUAUCCUACCCUGUAGGGCCUAUAGACUAUAUUGUAAAUAAAUCUACCUUUUUAUUUCAGAACAUUAAUAAAUUUACACUGUGUGAAGUAAUGUGUGUGUGAAGUAUAAUGAACUGGCUAUCCACAUUUCCAUCCUUACAUCAGUCCACGGCUGCUCUCAAAACCAUAGAAAAUCCAAGACAUGGAAAGAAUAGGGAAAUAGUGCGGACUGUAACAUAUAGACUCUCCAGCCCAGUCUAGGACCGUAGACAACUAGACACUAGUAGACCGACAAUCUCAGCAGCAGAGGCCUUUUUAAAGCUUCUCCAUGGGUCUCCAUGGCCACAGAUGUCUUUUCUACUUAGGGAAGUGGACUGUGGCAGAUGACAGACAAUGUUUCAUUGAAUGGCUGCUCUCCCUAAGGGCCAGGCAUUUUCCCGCUGUAGAAAGCUCAUUGGACAGGCUGCUUUAACACGGAGCUUUCUCUCUGUAACACUAACCCAGACAAAGGAGCCUCAGAGUCCCCCACUCGCUGAUUACUGGAGAUACGUUUUAUACAAAGCACGUCACAAUGCAUUAUGGGAGAUUGGAUUUCUUACAGAAAAAGGGACAUUUCAGCACCAGAGAGGAGUGCCAAAACUUUUAGUGGAUGGUGAUCUAGAGAGUUUAGCAGAUUGUAUGUGAGCCUGUUAAAUGGAGUGUGAGCUCUAAUUGUAGCUAUCAUCAGUCCUAAACUUUCCCUCAGGUCUAGUAUAUUGUUAUCUCCAGGGGUAGAUUAGAUUAGAAUUAUGAUUGUGUUAGUUGCUUUAGAAAUUAAUUGACUUUUUAUGUCUUCAUUGUACCCUGUGCAUGUGACUAAAGUCAUCUAAUUAAUUGCGCUAAAUCAGAAACAACCUGGAUUUACUUGUUGACUAAAGUGAAUCUGUAGUUUAGUAAAGUUUUGUACUAGAUCCUCCAAUGAAUUUCCAGUUAAUUAAUCCACAGAUAAGAUUACCAGGGAGUGAACUUUUUAAAUGAGGUCCAUAGAACUUCUAAUGAAUUUUGUGACCUGGGUGUUAGAAACCACAGCAAUUUCUUCAUCCUGUCGCCAUCCCUCCCUCUACCGUAAGCCAAAGGAAAAUCCAAACAGUCGUAUUUUAAGCCUCUUCCUCCAGUCGCCAUUGUUUAACUAAUUGCUUUUAAUUCACUUCUCUUAUCUUGAUUAUUUCUGUGUUAUUUACCUCCUCCCUCCCUCCUUACUCUUUUUCAGAACAUCCAGCACAGGAAGUAUGCGAGAUGGAAGGCCACCUACAUCCACAACUGUCUGAAAAGUGGUGAAACCCCACAGGCUGGCCCUGCUGGCUAUGAAGAGGAAACAUAUGGUAAGGACUGAUAUUCUAUCAGCACUGCCACCCAAACAAACUAUGACCCGUUAAGAAAAUACCUCUUCUCCUGGCCUUUCCUUCAGGAGCCUUUAGACCUGCUUUCCUCCGUCUGGGUGACGACGUGCUUCAGUCAGUAAAGGUUGGCUGUCAUUGUGUGCCUUAUCGAGUCUGAGAGUGCAGCAGCGGAGGCUUGCAGUGGCUUUGUGUGUGUGAGAGAGCUGAUAUUUGUUUCAUGGUUUUUUCAACCCCUUAUCCUUAGAGGGUCAGGAAGGGCCCAGAGUAGGUAGUUUUACCCUGUGGCUGUGGUGUAAGAAUUAUGUAAUGUUACAAAAUCUUUGGCAAAAUCUUUGGAUUGAAGGUUGCAGCUGACAUCCACUGGUUAAGAACAGUCUUAAAAUGAGUUUGUAUGAUUGUGUUACAUACAUCAGUCUUAUGUUGGUUUGUGUGCGAGGGCCCAUGUCUGUCUGUCUGUCGGUGUACAUUUUAACACCCUUUAGAGACUGAGACUCGCAGAGUAACUACAUCUCGGACCAAGUACUGAGUGGUUGGCCAGGCGGUACAGAUGCCCCAGUUGAGCAGUUUCCUGAGAUGAGACAGGACAGGACAGGGCUGGGGGACUGGGGGACCCUCCGAACCACCUGUUAGAGGGUGAUAUGAAGCCGACCAUGGCGCUGCAGAUGGCAGAGCAGUUAGAUCACUGUGCUCCUCUCUGAACAUCUGUUGGGCGUGAUACAGUACGUUUGACCUGAGCACCACAUGUCAGCGAUGAAGUCAUCUCUAGAGCCCUCCACUCUACUGCGACCCAACCCACACGCAGACUGAAAUGAUGGGGACAGGGCCUCUAAAUCAACGUGUGGCUGGUCUUUCCCCUAUUUCAUCUCUCUUUUGAUUUAGCCACACAGAUGAAUAGAAGUUACAGUAUGACUGUCUGUGAAGUCUAGUUUUAGACACAGCCUACUUUCUGGUGUAGUUCAUCUCUUUGUGUGGGGAGUGCAACGUCCCUCCCCUCCCUCCCGCCUGUUGUGAAUGUGGGCCUCCGUCUGUAAGUGGUGACAUCAUGCAUGGUUAUUCCCACCGAUGUGUAACAUUGCCAAGAGAAAGCUGAUAUCAUACUCUCUCCUCUCCCUCAUAUUGAGUCUAACUCAGUCCACACACAUCAGGAUCUUAUCACUGCAUCUCACUGUUUCCACAUGUCUGUCAAACAACUCAGGAAGAGGGUGACCCGUUGCUCAUCAUUACAUGAAAACAUGCAGACGUGCUGCAGGGUGACAAUGAAAAGAAAGUAGGAUGUGUUAAAAUGAUGAACAGACUGUACUUUGGGUGUUCAUUUUGGGAUUUUCGUCUUUUAGUUUUUACUCUUGGUUUUACUGUAUUUUCAUAUGGGGAUAGAUUUUUAUUUUAGACUUAUAGCCAUUUUGACGUUGUAUUGGUUUUACUGUCUUUUAUUAACACCGUUCAUUAGACCUGUUUAGUAGGUUAAUGAAACCUACGUGUGGGAAUCAAACUUACUUUGUUUAGGGGCCACAGUGACUGCAUUGUCUCAGAUACAUAUUUGCUUGACUUUCCACUUCCAAGGAGGAGGAGAUGAUUAGCAAGGGGAAAGAAAUGGAGGAAAACAUUGUUGAAAUGAGGGAGAGCCAAUAGGAAGCAACUUUGUUGAUUAGCACAUUUUCCCCAAGCCUCAACCGUGGUGCUGAACCCUGUCCUGAUGGAAGAGAGAGAGCCAGAGGCAGAACAAGUGCAAGCUUCUAGCCAUGUUGCCCACAAGUCCUGUCCAGUCAGAGAAGGCACGCUUGUUUUGUAGCCAUGCCACCAAAUGAUGGAAACUAGUACAGAUGUAUUUGAUUCCUUAACAUUUCAUGAAAAAUAAGGUCACAUCUCAAAUAACCAAUGUGGUGAGGGCAAAGCAUGGAAAGUGGGAGUUUAACUCAAAUUCAACUUCACAAGCUACAAAUACUCUGUCAAUGUUCUCUCACAGGGCAUCAAUAAUGUACUGAAGUGUCUUUUUUAGUCUAUCAUUAGGAUUAGGGGCUCUUUCAGAACAUUCAGUACCUCUGCAGUUGCCAAUCAAUUAAAUUAGGUGAGUAGGUGUGUCUGUUGGCCUUUUGGCCAAGUAGAAGACUGUCAUCAGCUCAACACAUAUGCGUUGUGGCUACUUUGUUUGAGUCUUAUAAUUGGGUUAGCAAAAUAUACAGUACCAGUCAAAAGUUUGGACACACCUACUCAUUCAAGGGUUUUUCUUUAUUUUUACUAUUUUCUACAUUGUAGAAUAAUAGUAAAGACAUCAAAACUAUGAAAUAACACAUAUGGAAUCAUGUAGUAAACAAAAAAAGUGUUAAACAAAUCAAAAUAUAUUUUAUAUAUCUGAUUCUUCAAAUAGCCACCCUUUGCUGUGAUGACAGCUUUGCACACUCUUGGCAUUCUCUCAACCAGCUUCACCUGGAAUGCUUUCCAACAGUCUUGAAGGAUUUCCCACAUAUGCUGAGCACUUGUUGGCUGCUUUUCCUUCACUCUGCGGUCUGACUCAUCCCAAACCAUCUCAAUUGGGUUGAGGUCGGGGGAUUGUGGAGGCCAGGUCAUCUGAUGCAGCACUCCAUCACUCUCCGUCUUGGUAAAAUAGCUCUUACACAGCCUAAAGGUGUGUUGGGUUAUUGUCCUGUUGAAAAACAGAUGAUAGUCCCACUAAGCCCAAACCAGAUGGGAUGGCGUAUCGCUGCAGAAUGCUGUGGUAGAUAUGCUGGUAUUGUGUGCCUUGAAUUCUAAAUAAAUCACAGACCGUGUCACCAGCAAAGCACCCCCACACCAUAACACAUCCUCCUCCAUGCUUUACAAGGGAACUAUACAUGCAGAUAUCAUCCGUUCACCUACUCUGCGUCUCACAAAGACACGGCGGUUGGAAUCCAAAAUCUCAAAUUUUGACUCUAGACCAAAGAACAAAUUUGCACCUGUCUAAUGUCCAUUGCUCGUGUUUCUUGGCCCAAGCAGGUCUCUUCUUAUUAUUGGUGUCCUUUAGUAGUGGUUUCUUUGCAGCAAUUUGACCAUGAAGGCCUGAUUCACACAGUCCCCUCUGAACAGUUGAUGUUGAGAUGUGUCUGUUACUUGAACUCUGUGAAGCAUUUAUUUGGGCUGCAAUUUCUGAGGCUGGUAACUCUAAUGAACUUAUCCUCUGCAGCAGAGGUAACUCUGGGUCUUCCAUUCCUGUGGCGGUCCUCAUGAGAGCCAGUUUCAUCAUAGCGCUUGAUGUUUUUUGCGACUGUACUUGAAGAAACUUUCAAAGUUCUUGAAAUGUUCCGUAUUGACUGACCUUCAUGUCUUAAAGUAAUAAAGACUGUCAUUUCUCUUUGCUUAUUUGAGCUGUUGUUGCCAUAAUAUGGACUUGGGUCUUUUACCAAAUAGGGCUACCUUCUGUAUAUCCCCCCUACCUUGUCACAACACAACUGAUUGGCUCAAACGCAUUAAUUCCACAAAUUAACUUUUAAGAAGGCACACCUGUUAAUUGAAAUCUAAUCCAGGUGACUACCUCAUGAAGCUGGUUGAGAGAAUGCCAAGAGUGUGCAAAACUGUCGUCAAGGCAAAGGGUGGCUAUUUGAAGAAUCUCCAAUAUAAAAUAUAUUUAGAUUUGUUUAACACUUUUUUGGUUACUACAUGAUUCCAUGUGUUAUUUCAUAGUUUUGAUGUCUUCACUAUUAUUCAACAAUGUAGAAAAUAGUAAAAAAUAAAGAAAAACCCUUGAAUGAGUAGGUGUGUCCAAACUUUUGACUGGUACUGUACAUCAUUUCAGAGUGUCAUUAUGAGGAGGAGAGUUUCUAUGCAGUGUAUCACUGGUCUGUGACUACAGGACUGAAUUUUGAUGGUGUCAGUAAUGCAUAUCCUUUCAAACUUUGGGAUGGUCUGUCCUAUGCACAAGGCAGCAUUCCGAGCCUUGAGACUUGCAUUCGAUAAAAUCUUUCCAUCUGUUUACGAUCCCUUCUUCACGGUCUCUGUCGCUAAUUAUCCCUGUGCAUUUUUUCACCCUGCUGGCCAGUUAUUGGGUCAAACUGAACCAAGCCCUUGUGCUAGAGUCGCUGUCAACACCCAUUUAAAACGCCCAUCACUCCCGACUGUUAUUGGCACAAAUCAAGAUUAAGUGGGCCAUUGGCAAAACGCUCAACCACAGCUCCCGUCUCUGCUCCUUUCACUGAUUCAGACAUAAUGUGAGAUUAACCGCAGCUUUAUCUUUACUGUCUGUCUCUCACAUGGCUCUAAUCGUGAGAGUUUCAUCUGAUCCAAAGAGAGGAGUGAGGUGUGUGUGUGUGUGUGUGGGGGGGGGGGGGGGGGGGGGGUGUUUUUUUUUUUUUUUUGUGGUUUUUAUCUCGGAGCAAUCAAGAUCCCCCUCUGUAAGUAAGUAGGAUACAAUGCUGCUCAGUGUGUGCGGCUGAGGGUGUGCAGGGCUGGGCUGUGAGUGACUAGAGCAGAACAGGGAGAGUCAGGGGAGAGUGUCUGCAGGGAAACUUCCCGGUUCCUGUUUCACAGCUCCAUAGUUCUCCAUAUCUCAGAGAGAUGUUCUGGGACCAGCCCUCCCCAUCCUCAUCUGGCCCACUCCCUCCUAUUAGCCCCUCAAUCCUCUGGGUCUGCCCAUAGACUAGCGGCCUUUCGCACCACGACAAAUGCAGAUGUAGUCACAUAAGCCUAGACGGUUUAUUUGUGUUAGCCUACCCCAGCCAUAUUAUUUCACCUUGAGUCUUGGGGAAAACGGGACAAUAGGCUAGAGAAACUUAAAUAUUGGCAGAGGAAAUGGUUUUAAGACUGACACAGAAACAUAUAUGAAAAUGUGUUACGGUCUGUUUUUCAUUCAUCUCACACUUCCUCUCCAUAAUGUAAUUUUAUGGAGGUUAGGGAUCUAUGUCCAAAGUGGUGUCAAAUAUAGCACAUGUAGGCACAUACAGUGUAUGAUUUUUAAUCUCAGAAAAUAUAUUUGGGGUUAAUAUUUUCUUUAAAUUAAAUCUGGUCACUCCAAAAUAUGUUUUAAGCAUAGUAUUACUUUUAAUGAGUCUAAAGAACAGGCGCCAUACCCAUGAAAUGGAAUUUCCACCAUUACUGGAUUUAAGCUUGUUCUUCUGGGAUUUGGCUCACUGUGCUUUAGAAACAUGGUGUAUAUCGCAGCUCAAAGACUGAGUAGAUAACCUUUUCCUGUUAAGCCCAUUGAAGUUCAGUACACACAAAAAACACUUGACACUUUUUGAAGUCUUGUUUUUGUUUGAAUAGUCUUUUAAAGUCAAAUAUGUUUAGUCUUUUAUACGUUGUCAUUACUCAAGUACUUCUGUUUUAAUCUUAGGCUUCGUCUUUGCAUAAGAAAAUCUAGACUUAAUGCCUGGUAUGUUUCUCCACAACUUAGUGUUCACAUCAUUCCGUUUGAGCAGUAUGUCGGCACUCGGCACAUUGCCCCAAAGUGGCCAUCUCUAAUUCAUCUCAGCCAAUCCAUGCCAAGAAGCUGUCAUUGUGUGUUGGAAGCUCAUAUCCACUUCCAUAGCUGUAAGGUUUCCUGUAACCUUCCUUUGCAUCACUGUUUACAUGAAGGAAAAAAGGGGCUCCUUGGUGACUCAUUCCUCCUGUUUGCACAAGACAGCGUGAGGAGAGGAUGGCUGGUCUGGGACCUGGUGGUAGUUUCAUCUUGAGGCAUACCCACCCCACGGUCUGCACUGUGAAAAAUGAACCAAUCAUGGUCUUCGGAAUAGAUUGAAGCAUAUUGCGAAUUGAAGCUUCAGAAGUAAAAUCCACAUGAUUGAAAAAGAAAAUGUGGGAAAUGUUUUUGAAAGGGAUUACCAAGAUAAAGUGUAGCAUCCUGUUGUGCUUUGAUGAAAAAGUGUUUGUGGCCUGAUAGAAGUGUAACAUAUUUGGUAGACUUGUUAUUGUACCCUACCAUCUUGAGUCAGCCGCUGAUAUUGUUGCCACAGCAAGGUAAUGAUGUAACUCAGUGGGCAGUACAGUCGUAGGUCUUCACAAUGUUCGCUGCUUCAGUGUUAUGAGAUAUUUUUGUCAGAUGUUACUAUGGUAUACUGAAGUAUAAUUACAAGCAUUCCAUAAGUGUCAAAGGCUUUUAUUGACAAUAACAUUACGUUUAUGCAAAGGGUCAAUAUUUGCAGAGUUGACCCUUAUUUUUCAAGACCUCUGCAAUCCACCCUGGCAUGCUGUCAAUUAACAUCUGGGCCACAUCCUGACUGAUGGCAGCCCAUUCUUGCAUAAUCAAUGCUUGGAGUUUCCUGGCCAUGGACCCAAAAUGUUGAUGUUUUGUUCCCCGAGCCACUUAGUUAUCACUUUUGCCUUAUGGCAAGGUGCUCCAUCAUGCUGGAAAAGGCAUUGGUCGUCACCAAACUGUUCUUGGAUGGUUGGGAGAAGUUGCUCUCGGAGGAUGUGUUGGUACCAUUCUUUAUUCAUGGCUGUGCUCUUAGGCAAAAUUGUGAGUGAGCCCACUCCCUUGGCUGAGAAGCAACCCCACACAUGAAUGGUCUCAGGAUGCUUUACUGUUGGCAUGACACAGGACUGAUGGUAGCGCUCACCUUGUCUUCUCCGGACAAGGUAUUUUCCGGAUGGAUGCCCCAAACAAUCGGAAAGGGGAUUCAUCAGAGAAAAUGACUUUACCCCAGUCCUCAGCAGUCCAAUACCUGUACCUUUUGCAGUAUAUCAGUCUGUCCCUGACGUUUUUCCUGGAGAGAAGUGGCUUCUUUGCUGCCCUUCUUGACACCAGGCCAUCCUCCAAAAGUCUUCGCCUUACUGUGCGUGCAGAUGCACUCACACCUGCCUGCUGCCAUUCCUGAGCAAGCUCUGCACUGGUGGUGCCCCGAUCCCGCAGCUGAAUCAACUUUAGGAGACGGUCCUGGCGCUUGCAGGACUUUCUUGGGCACCCUGACGCCUUCUUCACAACAAUUGAACCUCUCUCCUUGAAGUUCUUGAUGAUCCGAAAAAUUGUUGAUUUAGGUGCAAUCUUACUAGCAGCAAUAUCCUUGCCUGUGAAGCCCUUUUUGUGCAAAGCAAUGAUGACGGCACGUGUUUCCUUGCAGGUAACCAUGGUAAACAGAGGAAGAACAAUGAUUUCAAGCACCACCCUCCUUUUAAAGCUUCCAGUCUGUUAUUCUAACUCAAUCAGCAUGACAUAGUGAUCUCCAGCCUUGUCCUCGUCAACACUCUCACCUGUGUUAACGAGAGAAUCCCUGAUAUGAUGGCAGCUGGUCCUUUUGUGGCAGGGCUGAAAUGCUGUGGAAAUGUUUUUUUGGGAUUUAAGUUCAUUUUCAUUGCAAAGAGAGACUUUGCAAUUAAUUGCAAUUCAUCUGAUCACUCUUCAUGACAUUCUGGAGUAUAUGCAAAUUGCCAUCAUUAAAACUGAGGCAGCAGACUUUGUUAAAAUUAGUAUUUGUGUAAUUCUCAAAACUUUUGACCACGACUGUAUAUCUGCAUGUUGUCUUCUGACUUCAUCCACAGUAAUAUAUUUUAUUGAGACGUUUAUAGAUUCAUACCUCAUAUCAGUACUUAACAUUCAGAGUCUUGCGUAAGUUCAGCCUUAUCAGAAUGACUGGCGUGAUAUGGGGGCAGGGUAGUUGUCCAUUGUCAACUUGAAAAGUUGAGUAUAAAUGCAAACAAUAUGAGCUCCAUGACAGGGAUCUGAGAGGUCUGCAAACUACAUAUCUUAGAAUCCUCUGUCUUUUUCCCCUCUCCUUGUCUCCCCAGAUGAGGAAUAUGGUGCUGAGGGUGGAGGGGGACCCUCCUCUCAGUCUGCUCAGCCCCAGUCUCCACCCCAUUCCCAGCCCGGCUUCAGGGAUCCAAACCAGGUGCCUGGGUCCAUGGGGGGUCCCCCCUACCCCCAGGAACCGGGCUCCAUUGGGGGUCCCCCCUACCCACCCACCAACUACAACAAUAUCCACAUCCCCCCUGGAGCCCACUGCCCAGCCAACACACCUGCAGAGCUCCCUCCACCUGCAGGUAAAGGAUAGGACAUCUACACACCACCCUGCCAUCCACAACACUCAUCAGAGCCUUUAGAAUACUCAUGAGAUGUUCAUGUCUUUAGAUAUAUCAGUGCAGUCUUACCUUGUGAUUACAAACAUGAUCAGCUCUAGCAGAGAGACAGAGAAUGGUCAUGAUGAAGACUUCAUAGACUUGACUAAUUAUUUGUCUGCCUAGUUUGACUAGGCUAAUUCUUCAUCUGACCAUUUUUCUUCUCCUGAUGUAUAACAGAGUGGUGUUCCCCUGGCAUAACUUGAGUACAGCUCAGCUCAAGCCUAUGGGAUACACUUUGCCAUUAUACCCGUCUUGUAUAUUUUGGCAUUGGCGACAAGCAUAGGAAAAAGGCCUAAUCAUUUUUCCUUGGCAGGUCUUUUGUGAGCGGAGAGACAGGAUUGUGUAAUGAACCCUAAUGGCUGCUUUCUUUGCGGCUGACUUGGGUGUUGUGUCCCAUAUCACCCAGGGAACAGUUACCUCACACAAAGCAGCCAACACUAGUCAUUUGUAACACCCCCACCAGACAAAGACCAACGAGAUAUGUUUGUUUAUUCAUUCUCUAGUGGUUAUUAUUAAUAUGUCACAUGCUCAUUAAGGUUGUUGUUGAUGAUAAAUGACAUCAACAUAGGUUGUGGAUGUAAUAUGGACAGUUGAGAUUUAUCAUAGUUUCCUUAUUGACUCAGUCUUGGCAGGCCGUGGGCGGCAGAGGUCUGUCCAGGUCUUGGCCUUCCUGACUUUACCCUGCGUGUCUUCCUGUUUUCCCUGCUAUCACGCUCUACCUUUUAAAGAGCAGAGCCAGGGGUGAAGGCAGGGGGUCCGUGAGAGCAGGGUCCACUCUGAAGCCCUGAUAGUGUGCUUUCCCCCCGAAGGCCCAGGGCCUGCCUGUGUCAUCUGUGAUUAGCCCACUGGCUCCCAGGCACAGAGGAAAUGACUCGGCUCCACCCAGUGACCCCAGAGGUGCUCUGGCACUAAUUGAAUCGGGGGCGGCACGCCACGCUGCAUACCUCAGAGCCUGCAAUACAAACACAUGAAAUAUAGCUGUACAGAUUUCCCCCAGGACCUCCCUUGUUUUUUGGGACCCAUGUAGCUGGAACCUGUUUCAGGAGUCUAUACAUUGGCUGUGAGGAGCAAAAUUAACAUUGUUCCAGAUUACAUCAAAUCUGACCUUGUUUUCAUUAUAGCUCUGCAGUAAAUCAUCCAUUUGGCUUGAGUGAAUGUACUGAGGCCUGAGCAGCUCUCUGCGCUCUAAGUGCAUUCAAACCACUUCUCUUUAUACUUCAUAAAGUCAUAUAACAGCGUUAGCCAACACAUUUCUUGGUUGUGGCGUAGCAGAAGUUGAAAGUGCCCUGUAUUGUUUUUCCUGGACUCUAGAGGUUAUGGGUGGACUGGACUAACUCUGCCCUGUUCCCCUGUGUUAGCAGGAGAACCCAUUAAACCAGUGCCUGUUCCCCGAAGCAUUCCGGCGGUCGACCCCUCACUGCGGAGUGCCACUCAGGAAGGUAAGGAGUAAGAACAGGACAGGGACAGCAUAGUACCCCCUUCCCUUCCCCAGGCACCCUGGGGCUCACCUCUCCCACAUCUCAAAACCACCACGGUGAUGGCUCUCCUCUUGGCUGUGAGGAGACGAGGGGUGGGGGGCAUGAGUGGUGGAGAGAGACUGGCACACGGCAGGUCUCCUCAUAAAAUGCUUUAUGGAAAACAGACUUUGGGCUCUUGGAUUCCAGCACUGGUGGGAAAAAUAUGACCACAGACAAAACCCAAAUAAUCACAGUCUGGCUGAUGAAAGGAAAAUGACUGCAUUACCAAUUGCAGUGUCAUGACAAUGCAGCCUUAAUAAAUGUUAAUGAAUCGAGAGCAGAAAACACCGCAUUUGGUUGGCAUGAGAGGUGAUAAUUACAUGGCUUACUCAGCAGGAGCUAGUGUGAUAGUGUUACAGAGUAUUCAGACCCCUUGACUUUUUCCAUAUUUUGUUACAUUACAGCCUUAUUCUAAAAUUGAUUAAAUUAAUUUUCCCCUCAUCAAUCUACACACAAUACCCCAUAAUGACAAAGCGAAAACACGUUUUUAUAAUUUUUGCAAAUGUAUUAAAAAUAAAAAACAGAAAUACCUUAUUUAUAUAAGAACAUUACCAAAUACACUAUGGCAAAUGAAAAAUUAUCUGCUAGAAGUGAAUAGAAUAAAAGUGUACUGUGUAAUAUUUACAAAAUCACCUGAUUUGGCCUGAUCUAUUCCUAGCGCUAGCGCAAUUGCUAACUAGCGUUAUUGCAAUGACUGGCAUGCUAGCAGAUACCAUAGACUUCCAGCCAUUGUGCUAAUGCUAGAUAGCAUUGGCUUGUGAAACUACCUCUAACUUCCUUUAUAUUGGACACAGAGACAUAAAAAUGGUAUCCUCAAGUUAAUCUGACUCUAUGGAAGUAAAUAAAGUAUCACUUUAAUUUAUGACCUUCAAAGCCAAGCAAAAUAAGAAGAAACAGAAAACGUUAUAAUAUUGACAUUCUGUUUCUCUAUUUGAGGAGGCUUUAAGCGAUGUUUUGAAAACAGUUGAGAGCACAGUGAUGGGCUUUGACCAGACCAUUUAACCUGCCCCCAAAUAUUAAGUACAUUAACCACCCUCAGAGCUGUACAAAUCUUUCCUCAGAUGGAACAGCGUUUUCGUAGUGGUAUAUUCUGAAGGGCCAAGGUUAUAAAAUUACCAUAAUGGCCACCAGCGUCUGCCUUGAUUUAACACAAGUGUUCAGAAUCUACCCAACCUCAGCCUAACCCUAUAAUUUAAAUGACUGGUGGUAAAUAUGAGCUUAUUGUGGCAAGCCACAAAUAAAUCCCUUGCCAUGUGGCUAAUACGUGAGUACUUUCUGCCCGUAAUGUUUAUUUACAUUUUUUGGUAAAUGGGACAGUCACUGGUAGACAAUGAAAGGUUGGGGAAAUUUUGUCCAUGAUCAUCAUCAUUUGUGUAUCACUCACUGUAGCUGAUUGAAAAGGUAAGCAAUUAUCCUGAAUCAUGUUAUUAUUUUCAAACAUUCUGUCACCUCAGUUUUUCCUUCCUCUAGUUUUUAACAAGUUGCAAAACGACAUGUUCUUAUUCAUUGUCCAUACUGAUAAAUAGGCAUUAACAUUACUUAACAUAUACACAAGAAACCUAUCAUUUUGAAACACACCAUUCAAUGUUUUAUGUUGAUGUUACUACAAAUGUGCUUUAAACCAUUUGGAAUUCUGAAGAAAUUGAAAAUGCUUAGCAUAUGUGUCUAGACCGACAUGGUUCUUUCAGAGUUAUAAAUAGUGUCUUAUAUUGAAAAAUGGUAAUGACACUCAUGGCCAGUGUCUCAAAUUCUGGUGAAAUUGCAGAGUGUGGUUGGUCUUGUGAAAUACGUUUUGAGUUAAGGGAGAAAUCAGAGAGAUGUUUCAGACUGGUCUGACUCAGACAAUUUAUGACCUAAUAGGGCGGGUCAGUGAAGGAGUAAAAUAGGGGUGGUGUCACAUUCUCUCUUAAUUAAGAGAUCACAUUCUAUAGUGUGAACUUUUAUUUUCAAUAAUUACACUUAUCUCACAGGAAGUCCUUAUUCUUUGUCAUGGCAGGUGACGUGCGCCUCACACCAGAGGACUACACCAGGGCUCAGAAGUACUGCAAGUACGCCGGCAGCGCCCUGCAGUACGAAGACGUGGGCACGGCGGUGCAGAAUCUGCAGAAGGCCCUGAAGUUGCUUACCACUGGCAAAGAAUGAGACCCAUUGUCCCCCGGCGUCACUGUGUCACUAUAUCGCUGAUCUAGCCCAGAAGAAUUAAGAGACCAUUACCCUCUAAUCUACAGCAGCCCCAGCUGUAUCCGUCUGAAGAAAGCAAUUCUGUCCCAAGCAUUCAACAUCACUGUAAACAACAAGGACAUCUGUGUCUCCAUAUUGGACUCCUGUUGUGGAGCUUCCAACUUGGCUGUCCAUAACUAGUGAGUUGCUCACGAAAGACUUCCUGAGCCUGUAUGUUAAAACAGUGCAUUUAUCACCUGCUAAUAUACUCCUUAUAUUAGUUUACACAAACAACUUAUUGACUGUAGUUUUGAUAACACUUUUGUGUAACACACAUAUCCCCUUUGUAUGUAUGUUUUGGGAACAUACUUGGUUUGCUGUUCAAAAUCCUAAAGAAAUACACAUUUUCUCAUUUAAUUUUACAUGCACUAAGUAGCCCAAUGCUUCAAGUAGAUAUAAUCCACUAUUUUCAGGCGACAUUGAUCUUUCCUUUACUGUGUUUUCAAUACAGUAUCUAUUUGUCUUCUUUUCUUGGGUGAAACGACUGUCAUUUCUGCAUCAACACAAUUUAAA